UUGGCUGCUGAUCUCUGAUAGACAAUCCCCCCGGCAGGCAGGAGAUGCUCUGUGUGUGCGAGAGCGAGAGAGAGACAGAGACAGCGAGAGCGAACGACAGAGACAGAGAGAGAGAAAUGUGCUUCACAUGCCAGUCGGAGGGAUCCCUGCACUCAUCCUGGCACCCUGGCACUGACUGGCACCCCAAUGGCACCCCGGCUUGCCUGCCUGCUCUGCGUCUGCUUCUCCCUGGCGCCCUGCUCUGCCCCCUCUAGCAAUGAAGUGAAUUUGUUAGAAACGGCUACAAUUCCCGGGGACUGGGGCUGGCUCACCUACCCCCCACACGGGUGGGACUCCAUCAGCGAAAUGGAUGAGUUCUUCAGCCCCAUUCACACCUACCAAGUGUGUAACGUCAUGUCCCCCAACCAGAACAACUGGCUCCGAACCAACUGGGUCGCAAGGGACGGUGCCCGCCGGGUCUACGUGGAGGUGAAGUUCACCCUGAGGGACUGCAAUAGCAUGCCCGGGGUGUCGGGCACCUGUAAGGAGACCUUUAACCUCUUCUACCUGGAGAGCGACCGGGACCUGGGCACCGGAACCCAACAGAACCACUUCAUGAAGAUCGACACCAUCGCGGCGGAUGAGAGUUUCACCAACGUGGAUCUGGGGGUCCGGAAACUCAAGUUAAAUACGGAGGUGCGUGGGGUUGGGCCCCUCAGCAGGCGGGGCUUUUACUUGGCCUUUCAGGACAUCGGGGCGUGCAUCGCCAUUGUAUCGGUGCGAGUUUAUUACAAGAAGUGCCCCCCCAUGGUCAGGAACUUGGCGGCAUUUACUGAGGCCGUAACGGGGUCCGACUCCUCCUCCCUGGUGGAAGUGCAAGGGGAGUGUGUGGGGAACUCGGAGGAGAGAGACCCCCCAAAGAUGUACUGUAGCUCCGAGGGGGAGUGGCUUGUCCCCAUUGGCAAAUGUGUCUGCAGCGCCGGCUUCGAAGAGCGGAGCGACUCCUGUGUAGCCUGUGAUCUCGGCUACUACAAGUCGUUCCCUGGGGACCAGCGGUGCUACAAAUGCCCCCCAUUCAGCCACUCGGAGACCCUCGCUGCCCAGCUCUGCCCCUGUGGCACUAACUACUACCGCUCAGCAACGGACCCCCCCUCAGCUCCCUGCACACGCCCUCCUUCCGGCCCAGAGAACCUGAUCUCCAGCGUCAAUGGCACCUCGGUCUCCUUGGAUUGGACCCCACCUCUGGACUCAGGGGGGCGCAGGGAUGUGACCUACAAUGUCAUUUGCCGGCGCUGCGCUUGGGAUGCGGGUCAGUGCGAGCCCUGCGGGGGUGGGGUACGUUACACCCCCCAACAGAUGGGCCUGGCACGGACCUCCCUUACGGUGGCCAAUCUCCAGGCCCACAUGAACUACACCUUCUGGGUGGAGGCCACCAACGGGGUGUCCGACUUUAGCCUGGAGCCACGGAUGUUUUCCUCAGUGAAUAUAACCACCAACCAGGCAGCACCGUCCCAGGUUCUGGCCAUUCGGCACCAGAAAGCCUGGCAAACCAGCAUCAGCCUCCUGUGGCCGGAACCAGAACAGCCCAAUGGCGUCAUCCUGGAGUAUGAGAUUAAGUACUAUGAGAAGGGGCAGGAGAUGCACAGUUACUCCACUCUCAGAGCCAAGGAGACUCGAGCCAUUGUGUCCGGACUCAAGCCGGGGACCCACUAUGUGUUCCAGGUCCGGGCCCGCACCUCGGCCGGGUGUGGCAGGUUCAGCCCCACAGUGGAAGUGGAGACCAGUAAAGCCAUGGCGCUUCGGUACAACACAAGGACCAUCGUGUGGAUCUGUCUGAUUCUCAUUACCGGCCUCGUUAUCCUCCUGUCUGUUCUGAUUUGCAAGAAAAGACACUGCGGAUACAGCAAGGCCUUCCAGGACUCCGAUGAAAAGAAACUGCAGAACGGACACAUUACCCUGGCGGCCUCCAAGCUGUACGUGGAUCCGCACACAUACGAGGACCCGUGCCAGGCUGUGCGCGACUUUGCACGAGAGAUCGAAGCCUCAAGGAUUAGAAUCGAGAAGAUCAUCGGAUCAGGAGAGUUCGGGGAGGUUUGUUAUGGGCGCCUGAAGGUGCCAGGCAAGCGGGAAAUCCCAGUCGCCAUCAAGACCCUGAAAGCCGGUUACAGCGAGAAGCAAAGGCGUGACUUCCUCAGCGAGGCCAGCAUCAUGGCGCAGUUUGACCAUCCCAAUAUCAUUCGCCUGGAGGGGGUAGUGACACGCAGCAAACUAACCAUGAUUGUAACGGAAUAUAUGGAGAAUGGAUCUCUGGAUUCCUUCCUUAAGAGUCGGGAUGGGCAGUUCAACAUAAUUCAGCUGGUGGGCAUGCUGAGGGGCAUUUCUGCGGGCAUGAAGUACCUCUCUGACCUGGGCUACAUCCAUCGAGAUCUGGCUGCCCGCAACAUCCUGGUCAACAAUAACAUGGUCUGCAAAGUCUCCGACUUUGGCCUCUCGCGUAUUUUGGAGGAUGACCCUGACGCUGCUUAUACGACUACGGGGGGCAAAAUUCCCAUCCGUUGGACGGCGCCUGAAGCCAUCACUUACCGCAAGUUCUCCUCGGCCAGUGACGUGUGGAGCUUUGGGAUAGUCAUGUGGGAGGUGCUAGCGUACGGGGAGCGGCCAUACUGGAACAUGACCAACCGAGAUGUGAUAAAUUCGGUGGAGGAGGGGUACCGGCUCCCUGCCCCCAUGGGCUGCCCCGCGGCGUUGCACCAACUCAUGCUGGAUUGCUGGCAGAGGGACCGGAACGAGCGGCCUCGAUUCUCCCUCAUCGUCAGCGUUCUAGAUAAUUUCCUGCGGAAUCCGGAGAACCUCAAGGCUAGUGCUACUGUCAGCAGAUUCACCCACCCGCGGUUGGACAGAGGGCACCUUGACGUAUCUAGCUGUGCCAGCGUGGAUGCCUGGUUGGACUCCAUAAAGAUGGGACGAUACAAGGAGAACUUUCUGAUGGGUGGAUACUCCUCCCUGGGACUGGUCAUGAGAAUGAACAUAGAAGACAUCCGGCAGCUGGGCAUCUCUCUCGUUGGGCACCAGAAGAAGAUCCUCACCAGUAUCCAGAUCAUGAGAGCGCAACUCAUCAAUACCCUGGGGCCCCGGAUGCACCUGUGAUGGGGGGCUUGUAGGUGGAGCCA
Molecule: messenger RNA, 3149 nt
Organism: Xenopus tropicalis (tropical clawed frog)
Lineage: Eukaryota; Metazoa; Chordata; Amphibia; Anura; Pipidae
Source: RefSeq, a predicted model, not a curated record